AUGCGGGAGUGCACGAUGUGCCACACCAUGUUCUCCACCAAGUGGCGCAAGCGAUGCAAUCGCUGUCGACAGCGCAAGGCGCCCAAGCGCGACCAGGAUACUGGGCACAACGAUCUCUGCCCCCUCUACGAGGCCAUGAAGGUGCAGGGCGCCUUCCACUCCGCGCUGGACGCGGAGCAGAAUCGCCGCCUCGUCGGCCACUUGCGCGUUUCCUCGUGUUGGAAGUGCGGAGAAUGGGGA
This is a messenger RNA of Mesorhabditis spiculigera, 240 nucleotides long. NCBI's taxonomy places the organism in Eukaryota, Metazoa, Nematoda, Chromadorea, Rhabditida, Rhabditidae. The record is from the annotation of a GenBank genome assembly.